AUGGCCUGCAGCUGCAGCGCCUUUCCUUUGCUCACCGCAGACGAAUUCGAGCGCGCAUGUCGAGUGCUGGUCGAUCGAGCCUGCACCUGCACGACCGCUCAAGGUGAAGGAGGCUGGUCAUCGACACGACUUGUCACACAGGACGUAACCAGCAUCAAAAUAGCGCGACAAAUCGAGAUCCAGAGCAACACAACCGCGAAGAAUAUGAAUCUACAGGAAGCAGAAACAUCGGAGGCAUCAGAAGCAUUGACAUUGGAAGAUGAAGAUCCGCAUACAAAGGGAUAUCGAUCUGCUAAUACCUCCCCGCAGGAAGCCGUCAUCCGCACUAGCGGCAAGCCCAGCCUACAUAUAGACUAUGACAUCGUGCUCUCCCCAACAUACCAAGUCCCUGUUCUAUAUUUCACAAUUCGCGAGGCCAACCAAGGACCUGUCGGACUGGAUACGGUCUACCAGUAUGUGGUUCCGGAGCUGUAUAGAAAGGAAGUGAAGAGUGUCGGGGUAAUGGGCGGUAUUAGCUUUGGCUAUCAUCCAGUUUCUGGCGCUCCAGCCUUCUUUGUUCACCCAUGCAACACGGCAGAUGCCAUGGGACAUAUUGCAGAUGCACAGAGCGUCACUCCCGUCACAUAUCUUCUGAUCUGGCUCGGGCUUGUUGGUCCGUGUGUGAGCCUGCACAUUCCACGCGAACUCGUUUUACCCCAGGACGGUACCAGACCAUCGUGA
This is a messenger RNA of Penicillium argentinense, 720 nucleotides long. Its product is annotated as ATG3/ATG10 family protein. NCBI's taxonomy places the organism in Eukaryota, Fungi, Ascomycota, Eurotiomycetes, Eurotiales, Aspergillaceae. Gene Ontology annotation, molecular function: Atg12 transferase activity. Bases 1 to 720 code for a protein of 239 amino acids. The transcript is spliced from 4 exons. Gene Ontology annotation, biological process: macroautophagy; protein modification by small protein conjugation; protein lipidation. The record is from RefSeq and is a predicted model, not a curated record. Gene Ontology annotation, cellular component: intracellular anatomical structure.